Molecule: messenger RNA, 2075 nt
Organism: Hemiscyllium ocellatum (epaulette shark)
Lineage: Eukaryota; Metazoa; Chordata; Chondrichthyes; Orectolobiformes; Hemiscylliidae
Product: acyl-coenzyme A synthetase ACSM3, mitochondrial-like
Exons: 14
Coding region: 202-2001 (599 amino acids)
Biological process (GO): acyl-CoA metabolic process; fatty acid biosynthetic process
Cellular component (GO): mitochondrial matrix
Molecular function (GO): fatty-acyl-CoA synthase activity; fatty acid ligase activity
Source: RefSeq, a predicted model, not a curated record
GUUGUGACUUGGACCUGGACCUCUCAGUUCGUGGGUACGGUCAUUACCACUGCAUCACAAGGGGGCUGUGAAACCAGAAUACUGCCAAACUCAGCUUCGAGAUGUUCCUGAACACUUCUCUGGAGUGGAUGGCACUCUAAACCAGGCCUCUGGGUCCAAGUUUUACUGGGUAUACUGCUGCCAUAUUCGACAUGAUAUAAAAUGAAUGUUCUAAUAAAUCGUUUUGGUAGAGUGAAGCUACGAAUAAGAAAUGUCAAUCCAUUUUAUUUGGCAAAUUGCAAUCAAAGACUUUUCUGGACAUUGAAGACACAAUUCAGAUCAUUCUCAAAUAAUAAGACUUGUAAGCCUCAGAAUUUCACAGACUAUGAAUCUAUUAAACAGCAGUACAAACCACAAGUGCCAGAAUACUUCAAUUUUGCAAGGGAUAUCCUCGAUAAGUGGAGUGAAAUGGAAAAGGCUGGAAGCAGAGGUUCAAAUCCUGCUUUCUGGUGGUUGAGUGAACACGGGCAAGAAGUGAAAUGGAGUUUCCAGGAUCUUGACAUUUACUCUAAGAAGGUGGCCAAUGUCCUGUCAGAUGCCUGUGAUCUACAGUUAAAGGAUCGAGUCAUUGUUAUUCUGUCCAGAGUUCCAGAAUGGUGGCUUAUAAACAUAGCAUGCAUCAGAACAGGUACUGUACUGAUCCCUGGCACAACUCAGUUAACAGCCACCGAUAUUUUACACCGGCUUCAAGCCUCCAAAGCAAAAUGCAUCAUUACAGAUGACAGCCUGGUGGAUGCUGUAGAUUUGGUGGCAUCCAAGUGCUCGUCUCUCAAAGUAAAGGUGACAAUAUCGCAUACACAAAGAGGGGGAUGGAUAAACUUCCAAGAUCUUUUCCGAAAUGCAAAAGAAUACCACAAAUGUGCAAAUACCAAGAGUUUGGACCCAAUGGCCAUUUUCUUUACCAGUGGAACUACAGGAACUCCAAAAAUGGCCCUUCAUACCCACUGCAGUUAUGGAAUGGGCCUUACAGUAAAUGGAAGGUACUGGUUAGAUCUCACUCCCUCUGAUGUGAUGUGGAAUACCUCAGACACUGGCUGGGCUAAGUCUGCAUGGAGCAGCUUCUUUUCACCUUGGAUUCAAGGAGCUUGUGUUUUUGUCCAUCAGAUGCCACGGUUUGAUUCGAAAAUUAUAUUGGAAGUUUUAUCCACGUAUCCCAUAACAACCUUCUGUUCUCCACCUACGGUAUAUCGUAUGCUAGUGCAAAAUAAUGUCAAAAGUUACAGAUUCAAAAGCCUCCAGCACUGUGUGAGUGCUGGAGAGCCCAUGAACCCUGAAGUGAUGGUGACUUGGAAAAAACAAACGGGCUUAGACAUCUAUGAAGGAUAUGGCCAAACUGAGACUGUAUUAAUCUGUGCAACAUUCAAAGGGAUGAAAAUUAAGCCUGGCUCAAUGGGGAAGCCAUCUCCAGCAUAUAAUGUGCAGAUUGUUGAUGAUAAUUGCAAUGUGGUUCCUCCUGAAGUGGAAGGUGAAAUUGCCAUUCAAAUGAAGCCUGUUAAACCCUUUGGCCUCUUUUCUGGAUACAUUGAUGAUCCACAACGAACUGGCGCAGUUCUACGAAAUGAUUAUUUUCUGACUGGAGACCGUGGUAAAAUGGAUGAGGAUGGGUACUUCUGGUUUCUUGGAAGAUCAGAUGAUGUAAUUUUAUCAGCUGGGUAUCGUGUUGGACCAUUUGAAGUAGAAAACGCACUGAUAGAGCAUCCAGCUGUCGCUGAAUCUGCUGUGGUUGGAAGCCCAGAUCCUGUCAGAGGAGAGGUUGUAAAGGCAUUUAUUGUUCGAAGUUCUACUUGUACCUCUCAAGAUCCUGAUGAAUUAAUUAAAGAAUUACAAGAUCAUGUUAAGAAAAUCACAGCACCAUAUAAAUACCCAAGGAAGAUUGAAUUUGUGAAGCAACUGCCCAAGACUAUUAGUGGAAAGAUCAAAAGAAAUGUGUUACGAAAGAAAGAAUGGGAGAAAAAAAUCUGAGACCGAAUUCAUUAUUGUAUAACAUUGUAAAAUGAAGUAAUUAAUACAAGCAAAACAUGUAUUGAAUGAAUAAU